This is a messenger RNA of Cladocopium goreaui, 1142 nucleotides long. The record is from the annotation of a GenBank genome assembly. Lineage: Eukaryota; Dinophyceae; Suessiales; Symbiodiniaceae.
AUGACUGGACUGCUGCCGGAUACCGACUACGAGUUUCACCUUCGCUUGGAAAGCCAUGCCGGUGCAGGUCGCGAAGCGACCUGCCGCUGUCGGACCAACAGUCGGUGUUCCAGCCCCUUGAACGUCGUCAGCGCCGGAGCUUCCACCACCUACGUGGACUUGCAGUGGUGCGCCCCAGAGGUGGUUGGCAACGAGCGAACCCAGGACCGCUGGCAGUUGAAUUCUGAGAAGAUCAUCCGUUAUGAGGCACUACUCUCCAUUGCAGAGGCGGUAGCGAAGGAGCGGAAAUCUCUUCUGAAGAGCCAGGGGAACUCAGAGACAGAGGGCAUGGCUCAAGAAUGGUGCCGAAAUCUUAUUUUCACCAAAGAAACUCGGCGUCUCGGCGUCCAAAUGUUCGCCAUUUUUGGUGCCAUGCUCCGCCUUGCAGCGCUUUGGGCUGCCGUGGUGGCUGAAACGGCCAACGAUUGUCUGGCGGAGGAUGCAGCGGCGGAUGCGGCGAAUUAUAUGUUGGAACACAAGGCCCUCAAAGUGGACAAGAAGGAUGAUUGUGUGGUCAAGGGACGCUAUCACUAUCCCAACAUGGACAGCAAGCGGAUCGUCGUGAGCAACUGGCAACAUUGUCAAUCCUAUUGUCGAAUCACGCCAAUGUGCAAAUUCUUCUCUUAUUGGCCUGACAAGGGCUGUCAACUCCAAGACUCGGAAGGUGACUUCCGCUGGGUCUCCAACAAAGCGUACAGUGAGGUGCUCUCGGGCCCUGCCGUCUGUGGGGAGGAGGAGUUGGGUGCUGCGCCCGGAGGGAACUCCAACUACUUGGACUUUUCCACCUCGUAUUGCGUGCAGAAUCCUACCGAUCCCUGCUGUCCCUGUGGUACUUGCUGUUUGCCCUUUUGCUCCACAGAUCAUAAAUGGUCCAUUCGGGAUGGAUGUCCCAAUGCUGCUGCAGGAUAUUGUGAUGUCCCCAGCGCCAAGUCGUCAUGCUAAAACUGAACUAAAACUGUACAACAAAAGUCUCCAAAACUGAGCUUCAGUUCAUCGUUAAGCAUUUCCCGCCUGAGCUUCGGCAUUGCCUGCGUUGAGGGGCGGUGCGCAAAAGCCGCAGCCACUGCCAAAACGAGCGAAAUGAGGAUCUCAGAGGAAAAGAA